Molecule: messenger RNA, 674 nt
Organism: Castor canadensis (American beaver)
Lineage: Eukaryota; Metazoa; Chordata; Mammalia; Rodentia; Castoridae
Source: RefSeq, a predicted model, not a curated record
ACCUCUCAUUGGCUUUUUACAGAUAUUAUCACUACCUGUACUCCCAUUACCUGCCAGCCAGCCUGAAGAACAUGGUGGACCAACUGGCCAAUUGUGAGGACAUUCUCAUGAAUUUCCUGGUGUCUGCUGUGACAAAAUUGCCUCCAAUCAAAGUGACCCAGAAAAAACAGUACAAGGAGACAAUGAUGGGACAGACUUCUCGGGCUUCCCGUUGGGCUGACCCUGACCACUUUGCCCAACGACAGAGCUGCAUGAAUACGUUUGCCAGCUGGUUUGGCUACAUGCCGCUGAUCCACUCUCAGAUGAGGCUUGACCCCGUCCUCUUUAAAGACCAGGUCUCUAUUCUGAGGAAGAAAUACCGAGACAUUGAACGACUUUGAGGAAUCCUACCGAGGGGGGUCCAGCUGCUCUCUCUUCCCUGUGCAGAUUCAUCCACUCGUCAGCAGAGCCAGAUUGUGCCAAGUAUCCAAAUAAACUUAGAUGAAUGGAAUGACAAAAAAAAAAGGCCAAUGAGAACUCAACUCCUGGCUGCUGGGACUGCACUGGACAGCUCCACUCCUCACUGGCUUCUGUGUCCCAAGACUAGGUUAUGUACAGUUUAAUUAUGGAACAUUAAAUAAUUAUUUUUGAAAUGAUUGCUAUGCAGGUUUAAACUUUUUUAAUGAUCAAAACUA